AACUACACCAGCUUAGACACGGGAUCAUCAGUCACUCAACCUGUCGACACCGGCAUUCUAAAUGGAAUUCAACUAGCCGAUUUGCCAGCACUGUCUCACAAGAUGUCUCAUCCUGGCGCAUCGGCUUCGGUCGAGCCUGCCUCUGGCCCUCCCACUAGUCCACUUGUCAUAAAUUUGCCGGCGCAUGCGACUGAGAUACACCCUUUCUUCGAUUUGUGGGAUAAAGACAAAUCCACGCUUUGCGAAUGGCGUUUCACAUGGGAACAGGAAUCCCUUGAUCGUAUGGCAAAAGUCUGGGAGGAUAUCAAGGAAGCUGCUGUUAAAGAAGGCCUCAUUGAUGCAACGGAGCUUACGACAUAUGCCUAUGGCAAGCAUGAAGAAGUACCAGAACAAUUACAGGGAUACUGGCCUACUCAGAUGGCAGUCCAACUGAUAGUAUGGGAGUUUACAGUGGCUGGAAAACAGCGACUUUUCGCCUGGUUCAAGUGUUACCCUUUAAGGGUCUCAAGAGAAUGGUGGAGAGUUCGCUUCGAUAACUUCAUUGAGUUUGAAGAGUCCGCAGAGGGACCGUCCUUACUCGCAGAACGCACAAUGUUCGUAAUGAGAAAUGCAGACAACGAGCAUGUUGCAGACUUUUUCACAUUCGAUUCAGCUACGGGUACCAUUAUCGAAGCCCCGGAAGACGACAAGUAUGCGGCUAAAAUCUACCUCGACCUUGAAAGCCGCCACCGUAAGCGUAAUUCCGAUUUUGGAUGCAUACGUGUCCGUUCAGACCAUGAGAUUAUCGACCGGGAGAAGAGGAUGCUUGCUAUGCAAAAGAGGAGACAAGAGUUAACCGACCAAGAAAGUGAAGACGAAGAUGAAUUUUUCACUAAUGACUCUGAAACGGAAAGCUCGACAGCUUCAAUUGACGACCGCCUUAAGUUCACGUCCAGUGGCCAUCCUAUUCUCUUUUAUGAUUCUUCAGAUUUAUCCAGAAAAAACCACAUCUUGUAUGGUUCUCAAGAUCCAUCUGAGGACAAGGACCUUGAAGGUUUCGUAGUGCCGGAUACUCCCUCGACAUCAUCUGACGAAUCCUCGACAUUAUCUGACGGAUCCUCGCGAUCUGAAACCGAAGUCGGAGACUCGGUGUCUGAAAGCAAAGAAUCUUUGGAGGCUUCAGAGUCCUUUUCGGGAUGCUCUUCAGAAGCCGACGAGCCAAUGUUCCGGGAUCCCUCAAUCGAUCGGACUGAAACUUCGUCUGAAGUCGAAUCGACUUAUGAUCUUUUUGGGGCAACUUAUGAGCUCUAUCGGGCGCUUUUGUGGAUGCGUUGCCAGCCCGUAAAAGCCAGAGCCGGAGAAGACGCAGAUGCAAAGUCGGCAGAACUGGAGAAACGUGUGCUCGAAUUGGUUUCCAGAAUCGACCCUUCCAAAGUCCAUAACGGAUCAAUGCCGAUACCGCUGCUGCCUUCGAGCGAAGGGAACCCGGAACUCAAAAUGGAAGAGUUAGGGCCGAACAACGUGGAAUCCACCAGAGAAUAUAUCGAUCACCGACUCAGAAGCACGACUCCUGAACCUCCAGAUGUUGCUGGGGACAGCAACGACGAACUCCGCAACACAAUCAAGGGAUUGGAAGCGACCGUCCGCCUUCAGGGUGCUAGGAUUGUAGAGCUUGAGAAAGAAAACAUGAAGUUGCGAAAGAAGCACAUGCUGGAGGAUGAGACUGAUGAGGCCCGUCGCGUCAAGAGUCGUCAUUCUUGAAAGAUUUCCCGAAGUGCUCUGGUUUCAACUAGUGUUUUCUGGCGUCAUGCUUAACAAAAGCAGGAAGCCACUGUACGAUAGAACAUGAAAAAGGUAUAGCUAUCCUGGCAAGUUGCUCACUACACGAGCCAUGCAAAGGGAAUUGCUGGACGGCGGACAGCACGGUUAUUUUCUUUUGUUUCUCAGCUGCUUG
Molecule: messenger RNA, 1933 nt
Organism: Aplosporella prunicola CBS 121167
Lineage: Eukaryota; Fungi; Ascomycota; Dothideomycetes; Botryosphaeriales; Aplosporellaceae
Exons: 3
Coding region: 103-1740 (545 amino acids)
Source: RefSeq, a predicted model, not a curated record